AUGCCUCAUAAGACUCUCACCCGCGAGGAGGCUGUUCUCAAGCAGGUGGCCGGAACUGACGCCACCGUGGCAUUUUACAACUUACACCGGCAAGAAGUUGCUCAAAGGUACUCAAACCUCUGCAUAGGUCAGAUCGAGGGCGAUCCCCAGUUCAAAAGCCCCUAUUACAAGGAAAGCCACCGUAGGUUGCAAAAGGCCAUGAGAAUAUUUACAGACGAGGAAUUAUAUCCAGUUGCGCAGGAGUGCGAGAAAACCGGCAAGCGCACCCCCCAAGAACUCGUUGACUCAAUGUCCAAGGGAAUCCUACUUAUGCGCAUUGGACCCGGCAAGCAUCUGCAUGGCGUCAACAUUAUGGACGGAGCUGUGAAAGGCGAGGACUUUGACUAUUUUCAUGACUUAAUAAUUACUCAAAAGAUGGUUCAAGCAAACGCUAGGGUUUUCCAAGAUGGAAACAAGGCUGGAAUGACCAUAAGUCUGACAGCUGUACUUCAAUUUGCCAAUAAUGAGGCUUGGAAGAACAAGACCGCCCAGGAAGUGUUUUCGGGCAAGAAGGAGGUAUAUCUAGCUAUUACAGAAGCGUUUGCGGGUUCAGAUGUCGCAGGAUUGAGAACCACUGCAGAAAAAACCCAAGACGGAAAACAUUACAUUGUAAAUGGGACAAGAAAUUUAGUACAACCAACUAUUACAAAUGGAGUCUUUUGCGAUUACUUUGUGACUGGGGCCAAAACAGGCAAAGGUCUUUCCGUCAUUCUGAUCGAGAGGGGAGAAGGUGUGGAGACGGAAGCUAUCAAAACGAGCUACUCUGCAGCUGCUGGGACGACAUUCAUCACAUUCGAUUCCGUCAAGGUUCUGGUCAAAAAUCUUCUUGGGGAGGAGAAUAAAGGGCUUCACGUAAUCCUAUCCAACUUCAACCACGAGGGGUGGAUGAUGGCUUGCGCUGUCAUUCGAGUGAGACGACUGGUAACAGAAGAAUGCAUAAAAUGUAGCAAUCAACGGUUGGUAUUCGGAAAGAGGUUGAUCGAGCAACCCGCCGUCCGCCAGAAGCUUGCAAAGAUGAUAGCACACUGCGAGGCUAACCAGGCAUGGCUCGAGAGCAUUACCUAUCAAAUGACCCUGAUGCCUUACAAGCAACAGUCUGCCCAUUUAGCUGGGCCCAUAGGUCUUCUGAAGAUGUUUGCAACACGCUCGGCUCAUGCGAUAACAGACGACGCCACCAUUGAAAUGUUCCACCGUACUUACAAACUCGACGCGAUCCUGGGCGGUGCUGAAGAGGUUCUCGGCGAUCUGGGUGUGAGGCAGGUGCUGAAGAACAUGCCCCGGAGCAUGCUGUAAGAGCGGGUGUUCUGCGUGAGUGUGAGGUACACGGAAUAACCGGAACGUCAAUUGAAGAUAUCUCCAGCUCCCGUGCCAGCAAAUCCGUGUGUCCUGUUCAGAUAUUGGAUCUUGGAAACCUGCAUCCUCUGUAACGAUGGAUUCAGGGGUUGUAAACACAGACUUUGCCUCUGUGUAGAAUUCCAAAUGGAAGACGCGCCCGUUGAAGCGCCCCAUGAGCCUUUUCCAUACUUGGG
Molecule: messenger RNA, 1568 nt
Organism: Hyaloscypha bicolor E
Lineage: Eukaryota; Fungi; Ascomycota; Leotiomycetes; Helotiales; Hyaloscyphaceae
Product: acyl-CoA dehydrogenase-like protein
Exons: 11
Coding region: 1-1332 (443 amino acids)
Molecular function (GO): flavin adenine dinucleotide binding; acyl-CoA dehydrogenase activity
Source: RefSeq, a predicted model, not a curated record